AUGAUUUUGGAAGAUGAUGAUGAUGAUAAUGAUCAUGAUGAUGAAAUUGCAGAUGUUGAUGAAGAUGAUGAUGAUGUUGAUGAUGAUGAUGAUUCAGUUGAUGAUGUUGAGGAUGAUCAUGAUGAUGCUGAUGAUGAUGAUGAUGAUGAUGAUGAUGAUGAUGAGGAUGAUUAUUAUGAUGAUGAUUAUGAUGAUGAGAAUGAUUAUGAUGAUGAUGAUGUUGCUGAUGAUGAUGAGGUUGAUGAUGAUGAUGAUGUGGAUGAAAUUGAUGAUGAUGAAGAAAUUGGAAUUAAUGAUUAUGGUAAUAUUGUUGACGAAGUUUAUGUAGAUGUUGAUGAUUUGGAUGAUGAAGAUAAUGAAGAUGUUUUUGAUGAUGACGAUAAUGAUGAUGCUGAAGAUGAUGAUGAUGAUGAUAAUGAUGCAGAUGUAGCUGAUGAAGGUGAUGAUGAUGAUCAUGCUGAUGAUGGUGAUGAUGAUAAUGAUGCUGAUGUAGCUGAUGAAGAUGAUGAUGAUGAUCAUGCUGAUGAUGGUGAUUCGGAUGAUGAUGUUGUGGAUUUGCUUUAUGAUGAUGAUGAUGAUGAUGCGGAUGAUGAUGAUGAUAUGGGUAAUGAUGAUGUGGAUGAAAUUGAUGAUAAUGUAGAUGUUGUUGAUGUUGAUGAUCAAGUUGAUGUUGGUGAUUUUGAUGAUUAA
Fasciola hepatica (liver fluke) is the source of this 690-nucleotide messenger RNA. The record is from the annotation of a GenBank genome assembly. Lineage: Eukaryota; Metazoa; Platyhelminthes; Trematoda; Plagiorchiida; Fasciolidae.